AUGAUGAGAGGGAGCUGCUGGGACCACCAGAAAAAGCCACAGGUGACCCAGGACUCAGGACCCAGGAGCAUGAGGCUUGCAGGACAAGAGACAGCUGGCCAGCUACAGGUGACUCUGCUGUUCACACCCAAUGGCAGUGGGCUGAGCCAGGAGUUUGAAGGCGAUUGGCCGGAGAUCCCAGAGAGGUCCCCAUGUGUGGCCGGGGUCAUCCCUGUCAUCUACUACAGCGUCCUGCUGGGCCUGGGGCUGCCUGUCAACCUCCUGACCACAGUGGCCCUGGCCCGCCUCGCCGCCAGGACCAGGAAGCCCUCCUACUACUACCUUCUGGCGCUCACGGCCUCGGAUAUCAUCACCCAGGUAGUCAUCGUGUUCGUGGGCUUCCUCCUGCAGGGAGCCGUGCUGGCCCGAAAGGUGCCCCAGGCUGUGGUGCGCGCGGCUAACAUCCUGGAGUUUGCUGCCAACCACGCCUCAGUCUGGAUCGCCGUCCUGCUCACAGUCGACCGGUACGGCGCCCUGUGCCACCCCCUGCACCAUCGGGCCACGUCGUCCCCAGGCCGGACCUGUCGGGCCAUCGCUGCUGUCCUUGGUGCUGCCCUGCUGACUGGCAUCCCCUUCUACUGGUGGACGGACGUGUGGAGGGACGAGGACCCCCCCAGCACACUGGACGAGGUCCUCAAGUGGGCUCACUGCCUCAUCGUCUAUUUCAUCCCUUGUGGCGUUUUCCUGGUCGCCAACUCGGCCAUUGUCUGCCAGCUACAGAGAAGGGGCCAGAGUGGGCCUCGGCCCCGGGUGGGCAAGAGCACCGCCAUCCUCCUGGGUGUCACCACGCUCUUCGCCCUCCUUUGGGCACCCCGGAUCUUUGUCAUGCUCUACCACCUGUACGUGGCCCCCGUCUACAGGGACUGGAAGAUCCACCUGGCCUUGGAUGUGGCCAACAUGGCGGCCAUGCUCAACACAGCAGUCAACUUUGGGCUCUACUCCUUUGUGAGCAAGACUUUCCGGGCUACUGUCCAAGAGGUCAUCCAUGACGCCCGCCUGCCCUGCACCCUGGGGUCACAGCCAGCGGGCAUGGUGGCGGAACCUGUGCUGAAGCCUGCAGGACUCCCCAGAGGGGCAGAAGUGUAG
Eubalaena glacialis (North Atlantic right whale) is the source of this 1125-nucleotide messenger RNA. RefSeq names its product G protein-coupled receptor 142 (gene GPR142). Gene Ontology annotation, biological process: G protein-coupled receptor signaling pathway. Gene Ontology annotation, cellular component: membrane. Lineage: Eukaryota; Metazoa; Chordata; Mammalia; Artiodactyla; Balaenidae. The record is from RefSeq and is a predicted model, not a curated record. Gene Ontology annotation, molecular function: G protein-coupled receptor activity.